Molecule: messenger RNA, 2081 nt
Organism: Nannospalax galili (Upper Galilee mountains blind mole rat)
Lineage: Eukaryota; Metazoa; Chordata; Mammalia; Rodentia; Spalacidae
Gene: Znf334
Product: zinc finger protein 334
Biological process (GO): regulation of DNA-templated transcription
Source: RefSeq, a predicted model, not a curated record
CUUAUGAAUGCAGUGAAUGUGGGAAAGCCUUCAUUGACAAAUCUGCCCUCAUUGUACAUCAGAGAAUUCAUGGAGGGGAGAAAUCCUAUGAGUGUAAAGAAUGUGGGAAGACCUUCUUACGGAAAUCAGCCCUGGCUGAGCACUUCAGGUCACACACAGGGGAGAAACCUUACAAAUGCAAGGAAUGUGGGAAUGCCUUUGGCAAGAAAUCUUACCUCAUUGUACAUCAAAGAACUCAUAGGGGAGAGAAGCCAAAUGAGUGUAAGGAAUGUGGAAAAACCUUCUUCUGUCUGUCAGCCCUGACUGCACAUCAGAGAAUUCACACGGGUGAAAAACCCUAUGAAUGCAGUAAAUGUGAGAAAACCUUCUUUUGUCAGUCAGCCCUCAAUGUGCAUCUGAGAAGUCAUACAGGAGAGAAACCCUAUGAAUGCCGUCAGUGUGGAAAGUUUCUGUGUACUAAAUCUGCCCUCAGUGCACAUCAGGUAAUCCAUAGAGGAAAAAAGUCUUUUGGAUGUAAUGAAUGUGGGAAGUUUUUCUACCUUAAGUCAACACUCACUAUACAUCAGAGAACUCACACAGGAGAGAAGCAUGGUGUGCUUAGUAAGUGGGGUAAAACAUCCACUGUGAAGUCAGACUGCAGUGAAAAUAAGGGAAUGGAUACAAAGGAGAAUCUUUUUGAGUGUCACGAACACAGGCAUACAGUCUACAAAAGUUCACGUGUAUUCGUACACCAGAGAACUAUAUGGGAGAGACCUUAUGAAUGUGAUGAAUGUGGGAGAACCUACUGCCGGAAGUCAGCUCUCAGGGACCACCAGAAGACACACACUGGAGAGAGGCCCUAUGAAUGUAACCAUUGUGGGAAAACCUUCGGUCAGAAGGUUUCCUUUACUGAGCAUCAGCGAACUCACACUGGAGAAAAACCACAUGUAUGUAAAGAAUGUGGGAAAUCUUUCCGCCAUAAGUCAGCCUUCAUAGUCCAUAAGCGAAUUCACACAGGAGAAAAACCUUAUGAGUGUAAUGAAUGUGGGAAAACCUACCGUCGGCUCUGGACUCUCACUGAACAUCAGAAGAUACACACAGGGGAGAAACCCUAUGAAUGUAAUGUGUGUAAGAAGACAUUUCGCUACAAAUCAAACUUCCUUUUCCAUCAGAAAACCACAAGGAAUAAGAUCCAACAAGGCGACAAAUAGUUUACAGUAUGCUAAAAUCCUGAAUAUGUGUAAAGGAGUGAAAUCUUAGCAUCAUAAGCACUGUGGGAAAUUUUUCCACCAUAAUUCAGCCCUAACAUAACACCAGAGAGCUCACACAGGUGAGGGACACAGUUUGAAAAAUGUGGCCGAAGAUUCUUUGUGAACUAUAAAAAUGUCCAACAGCAUUUCAGACAUGCCAAGUGUGCCUCCCUUUUAAAUCAUGAAACAAGAUAUUUAAAAUCUAACUCUUACUUGAUUACUUUCCAGUAUUACUUGAAUAGUGUAUGUUACCAGAUAGGAGGCCCAGUCUUCAUUCCAAAUCAUUACCAGUUGUUCCUAUAAUAAUUGAGUGAUUUAUAAUUUUUGAGUUCAUGAUGUUUUAAAAUCUCAGAUUAUACAACUGGUCUUUUAACUUGACAGUGUUACCUAGCAAUAGACCCUAAUCCCUUUAUCUGUAAAGAUGACAAAGAGAACUAACCAUGGUACCCCCAACCCAUAACAACAACCAUACACGAACAUUUGCUAAAGCUGAGUCAUUGAAAGCCCUAAAUAAGAUGUUUCUAGUAGGAAGCACGGGAUCACUCCUAAGUGGUCCCCAAGGCUUCAAACUAAGCCAAGAAAAUAGCAGCUAUAGUUAACAACAAAAUAGCAAAAAUGCAAUAAGCAGACUUGAAUAGCAAGGAGAAUCUGGGUAGUGUUUGAAUCAAAACCAUGUCUCUCUGAGUUUAGGUUUUUUAACUAGCCACUCUGGAGAACAAUAGAACAUAGAAAUUAGUGGUUACAUCAAUAUAUUUUCAAAAAUCUCGAUUUUCUAAUAAGCAUGUCCAUAGAGGUGAUACAUAGAAUUUACUUGUCAGCUUCUGAGUAAAGAAGUCUCUAUUAUGCCAAAUA